Echinostoma caproni is the source of this 318-nucleotide messenger RNA. NCBI's taxonomy places the organism in Eukaryota, Metazoa, Platyhelminthes, Trematoda, Plagiorchiida, Echinostomatidae. The record is from the annotation of a GenBank genome assembly.
AUGGUUACAUUGUUUGAUGGCGACGAGGUGGAACCAGCGACAUCAGUCAGAGUAAAAGCGGCAUUCCGGCUUGGAAAACCCCGCCAGGAUAAUUCUCCACGACCACUGAAAGUGGAUCUUCGAGCAGAAAGCGAGGCCAAAGCGAUACUCCAGCAGAACCACAAGCUGAAGGGAACUCCGGUGCGAUUCCUCAGGGAUCUUGACCCCGACCAGCGCAGCAAAUUGAAAAUUGCAUUAGAAGAACUCAGGGAGAGCCGUACAGAAGGGGAAACUGAUCUGCGUAUACGGGAUUUUCGUGUGCAUCGGAAGCGUCCUUAG